AUGACGGCCAUAUACGUCAAGAAUCGACUGCCGUCACCUAAAGUCGUACUAAAGAAUAUGUUUGAGAUCGUCUACAACUCGACGCCAAGCGUCAAGCACAUGCAAGCAUUCGGGUGCCAGACGUACAAACUGACGCCAAAGGAGAAUCGGCUUAAGUGGGAUCCAAAGUCUCGCACUGGCAUAUUCGUGGGAUGCGAAGAAGUGUCGAAGGCGUAUCGAGUUUAUGACAUCGAGGCGGGGCAGGUGGUUAUCAGUCGCGAUGUCAACUUUGACGAGUCCACCUUUGGACUUCCGCCGCCGAUCACUGAUGAAGAUGCCGAUGACCUGGACUUCGAAUUGCUUGACCUCAAUGAUGAAGAGCCGCGUCAGGUGGAGUACAAGCAAACAGGCAAGCGCAAAAACCGCCUCAGAGAUAAAGAUACAGCAGCUCCACGGCCACGUGUAGUGCGUCAACGACCUGGACUAGAAGAGUCAAGCGCGCUAGAAAACAACUCGUCACGCCAAGAAGAAGACGAAGAAAGGAAGGAUUCUGAUGAAUCAAGUCCGCCUGUGUUUUGGCAUGCGAAACUCGAGUCGAUGCGCCUUCGAGGUGUGUUUCGUGCAGCCAAUCUGCCCAACGGACAACGCGCCAUUGGCACAAAGUGGGUGUUUGAGAUCAAGCGCAAGGCGGAUGGGUAG
This is a messenger RNA of Peronospora matthiolae, 678 nucleotides long. The record is from the annotation of a GenBank genome assembly. Lineage: Eukaryota; Oomycota; Peronosporomycetes; Peronosporales; Peronosporaceae.